This is a messenger RNA of Orcinus orca (killer whale), 1257 nucleotides long. RefSeq names its product histone H2A type 1-like. The coding region runs from base 146 to 538 and encodes 130 amino acids. The transcript has a single exon. Gene Ontology annotation, cellular component: nucleosome. The record is from RefSeq and is a predicted model, not a curated record. Lineage: Eukaryota; Metazoa; Chordata; Mammalia; Artiodactyla; Delphinidae. Gene Ontology annotation, molecular function: structural constituent of chromatin; DNA binding; protein heterodimerization activity.
AAGGACCGACACGUCUCUUUUAAAACGGAAUUACUACUUUACCCAAUGGAAUAGCUUCUUUUUCGCGCCCAGCUGCAGCUAUAAAAUGUGCGAUUUUCUUCUUUCACCUUAGUUGCUUCUGGUGUAGGCUUUAAAACACAGCAUUAUGUCUGGACGUGGCAAGCAAGGCGGCAAAGUUCGCGCCAAGGCCAAGACUCGCUCUUCUCGCGCCGGGCUCCAGUUUCCCGUGGGCCGAGUGCACCGCCUGCUCCGCAAGGGCAACUACGCUGAGCGGGUCGGGGCCGGCGCACCGGUGUACUUGGCGGCGGUGUUGGAGUACCUGACGGCCGAGAUCCUGGAGCUGGCGGGCAACGCGGCCCGCGACAAUAAGAAAACGCGCAUCAUCCCGCGCCACCUGCAGCUGGCCAUCCGUAACGACGAGGAGCUCAACAAGCUGCUAGGCAAAGUCACCAUCGCUCAGGGCGGCGUCCUGCCCAACAUCCAGGCGGUGCUGCUGCCCAAGAAGACCGAGAGCCACCACAAGGCCAAGGGCAAGUAAGGCCUCAAGAGCAACGCCUUCGAAACCAAAGGCUCUUUUCAGAGCCACCUACUUUUUCUGCGGAGGAGCUGGGACAGUAGUUUCAUUUAAUUCCAUUGUCAUUAUUGCCUGGGGAAAAGAAAUUACUUCAUGUAAUUAAUUUGGCAAGCAGUUUGAGCCACUUUUCGGACUCCUAGUCAUGUCCUCGGAAUGUCAGGAAGAUAUCAAGAGCUGUUGGUAAGGAAGUGAGUGCAGUGUCAAGACGCAAAAUCAAAGUAUCUUUAAGGGCCCCUGAAGACAAUCAAAACACUUUCUCGGCUUAUUUGCGGUAUAACUCGACCUCUGCCAGUGCUAAAGUUAUGCUCUGUGCCUUGAUUCCUGCAAUAACAAAAAUAGAUGUGUGCAGUGAAUUAGGUGGUGCAUAAACCGGAAUAAAAACGUCUACCAUUUGAACAGAAACAGUUUACCUAUCUGAACGUGACGCGGGCUUUUUAACUUUAAAAAUUUCUUUGUAGCUAAACACCCAGGAACCAAAAUGUCUUAAAAUGGUCAACUCACAUUUAACGUGUUUGUGGACAAUUUUGCAGGUUCCUGGAUGCAGGUCAAAUUUUCUAACUUUGUUGUGCUUUAAAAAGAGUAUGUUUUUCGCUUUGAGUUCCAAGCAGGAGGAAAGGUGAAAACGUUUAGUGGAAGUAGAGGGCAAGCAAUUUUUUCUUGGCGGGCGGCUGAGAAUUGUUACU